CACCACCCUGGGCUCAUGUCGCAACCUGAGCCGUACAGUUCCGUUCCUUUGGACGAGGCCUCAACGUCGACGCCAACGAGCCCAGCUCACACCCCUCUUCCCCCCGAUAAUAGCCAGUACCGGUUUCUUGGCCAGAAUCCAGAUUCCAUAAGAGAUUCAUAUGCCUCAUCACCGUUAGGUGAAGACGCCUCAUCUUCGCGUUCCUUGCAACAGAACGACCCCAAGGAUGAUUUUAACGUCGCUGAAAAAGGUUUAGUCGAGAGAAGCGCAGGAACGCCCACGUCAAAUAGGAAACGAAACCUUAUCAUAGGCCUAGUGGUUCUCGCAGUCAUCAUUGUGGUCAUUGCCAUCGUCGUGCCUGUUACCGUCAUCAGGAAGAAGGGGAACGAUGAUAAGAGCAGUGGUUCAAGUGGCAGUUCCAGUGGCAGCAAUGGUGCGGGAGGUAGCUCGGGUGGAAACGGUGGGGGUGUUGUUGUCGCCAUUACCGGUGGUGAUGGGAGCGACGUCACAUUGGAGGAUGGCUCAAUCUUCAAGUAUCAGAAUUCUUUUGGAGGUCGUUGGCACUAUGAUGUCAAUGAUCCGUUCAAUAACGGUGCUCGUCCUCAAUCCUGGUCUCCUGCUCUCAAUGAGACCUUCAGAUAUGGUAUAGACAAAAUCAGAGGGGUCAAUCUUGGCGGAUGGCUUGUCCUUGAACCCUUCAUUUGCCCCGCAGUGUUCGAAAAAUAUCAGCCUCAGGCUGUUGAUGAAUAUACUUUGCAUCAGGCUAUGGCUGCUGAUACCGCCAAUGGAGGAUUUGCAAAGCUUGAAGAACAUUACAAGACCUUCAUUACCGAAAAAGACUUUGCAGAGAUUGCAGGCGCCGGGCUCAACUAUGUUCGGCUCCCGCUCCCAUACUGGGCUGUGGAAACACACUCAGAUGAACCUUUUCUUCCUAAAGUAGCUUGGAAAUACUUCCUGAUGGCCGUCCAAUGGGCUCGUAAAUACGGCUUACGCAUCAACCUCGACCUCCACACCGUUCCCGGGAGCCAGAAUGAUUGGAACCACUCUGGUCGUCGAAACGACGUCAACUUUUUAUCCGGAUCCAUGGGAUACGCCAACGCUCAACGGACCCUCGAAAUCAUCCGGACUCUUGCCGAGUUUAUCUCUCAAAAGGAGUAUAGGGAUGUCGUUACCAUAUUUGGGUUCAUUAACGAACCACGAGCAGUGCUUCUCGGACAGGAUUCCAUUGCGAGUUUCUAUGCAGAAGCUUACAAAGUCAUUCGUGCAGCCAGUGGUCAGGGUCAAGGUCAAGGUCCUUGGGUUGCCUUCCAUGAUGCCAUGAUGACCAAAUGGGACUGGAGAGGUUUCCUUCGCGGCGGAGAUAGAAUUGCCCUCGACUCGCACCCUUACACUGCUUUCGGAGAUGUUCAAAGCAACGCUGAAUGGGACUCCCAAUUACAAACACCGUGUAAUUGGGGGAAGGAAUUCAACCAGUCCAUGAGUGAUUUCGGGCUUUCGAGUGCUGGGGAGUGGAGUUUGGGAAUCAAUGAUUGUGGGCUCUGGUUAAAUGGAAUCCCAGAAAAGACGAGGUAUGAUGGGACAUAUACUCCCCAACCGUCUGAUAGGGUUGGGGAUUGCAGUGAUUGGACAGAGUGGCAGAACUGGUCAGAUUCGAGGAAGGCUGGUGCCAAGAAGUUUGCAUUGGCCAGUAUGGAUGGACUUCAGAACUACUUUUUCUGGACAUGGAAGGUCGGAGCUUCUAGCAUAUCCAACCAAGUCGAAUCCCCAGCUUGGUCUUAUCAACUAGGACUCGAACACGGAUGGAUACCCAGGGAUCCCCGUGAAGCUGACGGUACAUGCGGAAAUACUGAUCCUUUCACUGGUAAUAUCGCGCUUUCCACCCCUUCCUCACCGGAGUUCGAGGCUGAGCUAGGGAAGUAUCCCUGGCCUCCCGCAUCUAUCACGAUGGCAGGAGCGGCUGUAUCAGAUCUUCCAAGGUAUACUCCAACCGGAUCGAUUUCUUCGCUGCAGGGUGCGACAUUCACGGCCCAAGGGGCAAAACCUACAAAGACCGUCAACUUGGGUAGUGGAUGGACGAAUGCGGAUGAUAAGGAUGGGGCGAUGGUGGAAAUACAAGGAUGUCAAUAUCCGGGUGCGUGGGUUGAUGGGAAGACUGUGAAUUUACCGUUUUGUGCGGGUGCAAAGAGGAGAGAACCAGAGCCACAGCGCACACCUGCGCCAUAGGUUUGUGCUUGAACUUUAUCAUUAGGUAUAUACUAUUUCCACUACAUAGUCACUCAUUUAUCCGGACUCUUUUACAUACAUACUAGCCUCUUACACGGACGUAACCACCAUUUUCUCCUCUAAUAAUCUAUAGUCAUUCUACUGAUGUUGAUACAUCAUGUACCUGUAGCUACCGCUUAUCAGUAUGAACUUCCGCUUUGCUUUU
Messenger RNA from Marasmius oreades (fairy-ring Marasmius), 2428 nucleotides. RefSeq lists its product as uncharacterized. The transcript has 8 exons. Lineage: Eukaryota; Fungi; Basidiomycota; Agaricomycetes; Agaricales; Marasmiaceae. The record is from RefSeq and is a predicted model, not a curated record. Gene Ontology annotation, cellular component: extracellular region; cell surface. Gene Ontology annotation, biological process: glucan catabolic process. Gene Ontology annotation, molecular function: beta-glucosidase activity. Bases 16 to 2223 code for a protein of 735 amino acids.